GGCAGCGGUGGCGACAUGAGCAGCGGGGCGGCGUCCGAGACAGGGCGGGGGCGGCCCCGGGGCGGGGGGCCGGGGCCCGGGGACCCCCCGCCCAGCGAGACACACAAGCUGGUGGUCGUGGGCGGCGGCGGCGUGGGCAAGAGCGCACUGACCAUCCAGUUUAUCCAGUCCUACUUCGUGUCCGACUACGACCCCACCAUCGAGGACUCCUACACGAAGAUCUGCACCGUGGAUGGCAUCCCGGCCCGGCUGGACAUCCUGGACACGGCGGGCCAGGAGGAGUUCGGGGCCAUGCGGGAGCAGUACAUGCGUGCGGGCCACGGCUUCCUGCUGGUGUUUGCCAUUAACGACCGGCAGAGCUUCAACGAGGUGGACAAGCUCUUCACGCAGGUCCUCCGGGUGAAGGACCGCGACGACUUCCCCGUCGUGCUGGUCGGCAACAAGGCGGAUCUGGAGUCGCAGCGCCAGGUCCCCCGAUCUGACGCAUCGGCUUUCAGCGCCGCCCACCACGUGGCCUACUUUGAGGCUUCCGCCAAACUGCGCCUGAACGUGGACGAAGCCUUCGAGCAGCUGGUGCGGGCCGUCCGGAAAUACCAGGAACAGGAGCUGCCCCCCAGCCCGCCCAGCGCCCCGAGGAAGAAGGACAGGGGCUGCCCCUGCGUCCUCCUGUAGCCCCCGGGACAGCCGCAGCCGGCACAAAGCCUGCGGGACCAGCUGCCUUGCACCUCGCUGUGCGACCUGAGGCUCUCGCCGAGCCCGCCCUGCCCUGUCUGGGUCUCCCAGGCCACACCACCCCCGGCCCUGCCUCCCUGGCCUCUCCCAGGCCAUCACCACUGUGUGCCUUCAGCCGUCGCCUCCACAGCCCACCCAAGCCCCUGGUGGGGGACUCACUGCUGUAUAUAUCUUCCUUCCCCCCGAAAAAUAAACGGCCCUGCUGAUGUCA
Molecule: messenger RNA, 943 nt
Organism: Lepus europaeus (European hare)
Lineage: Eukaryota; Metazoa; Chordata; Mammalia; Lagomorpha; Leporidae
Gene: RRAS
Product: RAS related
Exons: 6
Coding region: 16-672 (218 amino acids)
Biological process (GO): signal transduction
Cellular component (GO): plasma membrane
Molecular function (GO): GDP binding; GTP binding; GTPase activity
Source: RefSeq, a predicted model, not a curated record